GCAGGAGACACCAUAGAAAGAACAGUAGACACUUGGAGCUAACCUAUAAAUUGUGUGUAAACUUUCAUGCUUAUAAAAGUAAAUGAAAUGCGAAAAUGAAAUUACAAAGUACACGCUUGUUCAUAAAUAAUUUGCAAGACAAUAUACACGAUGAAGAUUUACGAAAUAAAUUUUCACGUUAUGGCACUAUAACUACGAUUGAAAUAAAGGAACGAAAAAAUCCUGUCGGAAACCAAACUUCCCACUUUGCUUAUAUUACUCUUGAAAUAGAAAAUAAGGCUUUACAAGAAUGCAUGCGAGAAUUUUCAAGUACAAAAUGGAAGGGCUUUUACGUCGAUGUGCAGGUUGCCAGAGAAAGUUUUAUGGAUCGAUUAAAACGCGAACGAGAAGAAAGUGCGGCUCAAUUAACCUCAAAUUCUGUCAAUAACGGAAUUGUGGGUAGCAGUGACGUAAUUGUUAACCGAAAUUAUCGUAUUGAGCCUUCAUAUGAAAAAGUAAAACCAGCCAUCCACAUUAAACAUAAUGAAAACUCGGUUAGCAUUCCAGAAGCAAAUGAUACAAUAGAGAAUGGCACUGCAAAUCAAAGUACAAAGAGAAAGAAUGACGCUAUUGAUAAUGCUAAACGUUUACAGUCCUUACGCCAAAUGAAAGAAGGAUACAGACAGCAGAAACAGUUUAUUAAAAAUUCACUUUCCAAUAUUGAGGGUAAGAAAAGCAAUAAAAUUGUUUUUGAUGAUGCCGUUUCGGAUGAUACCCUAAAAAUACAAAAAUCCACUCCGAAGUUAACACUUUUCGAAGGAGGAGAAGAAGGCGAUGAAGACAUGUACAACUUUGAAGUACGCGAGGAGCUGCAAGGACAAAAGGGUCAAAAAUUAAUGCAAUUGCAAUCCAGGUUUAAAAAUGAUAAACGAUUUAAAAUGGAUUCCCGAUUUUUAGAAGAGGAUACUGAAGAAGUAAAUGAGGUUGAUAUGUGUGAAGAGAAAGAAAAGCAAAUGGAAAUUUUGGAAUCAGUGUUAGGCCAAAAGAUUAAGCGAUGGUCCAAUCCGAAAGAUGCACAUACAAGUAUACAGCCCAAUGUAAUGUUACGAUUUGACCCAUCUCAACCAGAACACUCGAAAUAUGAAGUACAACCUCGUAAAGUAGAGACUAAAAAGCAGAAGGUAAAAAAGGUCGUCGUCACACGAGAGGUUGCUCCACAACCGGAAGUAUCAAAGGAAACAUUUUAUACUGUCGAAAGUGACUUAAAGCAGUCGCUGUAUAGUUCUGAGGGGUUUAGUUUAAGUAAACUAUUUGGCACUAAAGUCAAUGAGAUUGAAGAGGAAACGGCGCAAGAACAUUUUAAAGAACAACCACGUGAUGUCAUACAAACUGAAUUUGGCCCCAACCCGUUCAAAUACGAUUCAUCUGAAGACGAGAAAGAGGAACCUCUUGCCAGUUUGCCGUUUGUGGAAAAAAUCGAGAAAGUUCAAGUAAAGCCCAGGUUGUGGACUGACACAUUCUUUUUUAAGGAAGAUGACUAUCGUUUGCAAGAGGGGUUUGAUUUUAUUAAGAGGCUACAAGUUGCCAAGCAACAGAAUUUCAACACUGUGAGAAGGAAUUUGAGAGAAAUUGUUAAAGGAAAAGUAAAGAAUAACUUGAGGAAGAAUCGACCAUUUAAACGAAAAUUGGGAGGCGCCAAUAAAAAACGCAUUCAAAUAAAAAAAUUAAUUCCGAUCUAUUUAUUUCACAAUCAGUCAGUUUACACAUAUACCUACAACACCCGAAGAUUUUUUGUGCAAAACUUGUUACAUCAAUUAUAGGAGAAAAACCUUAUUCUGUUGCUGAAUGUGCAAAUCACCCUAGCUUUGUAAAACUAGUUGUCAGGUAAACUCCUGACUUGACUUUCCCACCAUUUUUAGUAUAGUCAUUGCAACUAUCUAUGGUCAUAAUAUAACAUUUAGAAAAUGCCGUCUGGCGUCUUUGUUUUGAACCUGACUCAGAAAGUGUCUUUUUUGUAUAUCUCAUCAAGACACACCUUU
This is a messenger RNA of Photinus pyralis (common eastern firefly), 2018 nucleotides long. Its product is annotated as nucleolar protein 8. Gene Ontology annotation, molecular function: RNA binding. Lineage: Eukaryota; Metazoa; Arthropoda; Insecta; Coleoptera; Lampyridae. The record is from RefSeq and is a predicted model, not a curated record. The coding region runs from base 96 to 1799 and encodes 567 amino acids. The transcript is spliced from 8 exons.